AUGCAAAAGAUCAUCACAUGGCUAUUCAUCUUGGCUGUGAUUUUACAGCUAACAUUGAAUGUUGGAGCUCAAGUUGUUCUUCCUGACCCAACGACCACAACCACUGUACCUCCCGCUUCAACAACAGUAAAACCACCUGGUUCAACUACUAUUCGCCCUAGUUCAUCAUCAGAUCCUCUUCCAGCUUCGUCCACCACCAUCUCAACAUUAGCUCCUCCAUCCAGCUCCUCAAUCAUUGUGCCUUCCUCUUCUUCUAUUGUUCCCUCAUCCUCAAGUUCAGUAGCGCCACCAAGCUCAAGCUCACAACCACCUUCUACCACCACGAGCUCAUCCAUUACUUCUAGUAGUACAGCUGCUACAAGCUCUUCUCCUACUCCCAGCGCAUCAGCAUCACCUACGCCUAGUAAUAAAGAACCUCCGACCAACAAUACACCACUUAUUGUUGGCUGCGUUGUUGGUGGUGUGGUCGGUAUUGCAUUGAUAGGUGGUAUCUUGGCUUGUGUGAAUCGUCGUGGUGGAUGCACCAAGAGAAGAGACAACAAGAAAUCAGACUUUGAAGAUUACGGGUUGGGAGACUUCCCUCACCACAGAACUGCAGCUAUGGCUGCUCCUGUGAUUGCCAACAACACCAAACCUGUGUCACCUACUAUCCCAAGAUUGAAUGAUCAGGGUAAUUACUACGCUGACGACGGCUAUGGGGGACAUUACGGUGGCGGAUACGCAGACAACAACAUGGACUAUGGUAUGCAACAGCAACAUGGCGGCUACUACUAUCCACAACAGCAACAGCAAGAAUAUUAUGACGACGGCAACUAUUACUACGAUAAUAACACAUCAGCUACUGCUUAUUCUUCAGUACCUCCCAUGCAACAGCACAGUCCUGCUAUGCACAACAAUGUUAUUCCUGGUGGACAACAAGGCUAUGCGAUGGGCAACGUUCCUCCUACACCAACACAGCACGAUAUUUAUAAGCCGGAUGACGUUGGAUCUCCAAUCAACAACACCAAUGUUGGAAAUGUACCUCACAAUAGAUAG
Messenger RNA from Mucor velutinosus, 1035 nucleotides. RefSeq lists its product as uncharacterized. NCBI's taxonomy places the organism in Eukaryota, Fungi, Mucoromycota, Mucoromycetes, Mucorales, Mucoraceae. The transcript has 2 exons. The record is from RefSeq and is a predicted model, not a curated record. The coding region runs from base 1 to 1035 and encodes 344 amino acids.